This is a messenger RNA of Aureobasidium vineae, 3199 nucleotides long. Lineage: Eukaryota; Fungi; Ascomycota; Dothideomycetes; Dothideales; Saccotheciaceae. The record is from the annotation of a GenBank genome assembly.
CACCACGAUGCAGAACUUUGCCAUCGAGGUGCCGGGUGAAGCUAANCCCUUAACCGAGCAUACCUUACUCAACGUACUACGGUCUGCAGCAUCGUCAGAUCCACAGCAGGUUCAAUCAGGCGCCAAACAACUCGAACGAUGGGAGAAAAGUGCCGGAUUCUACAAGCACUUGCAAACUGUAUUCAUCGAUAAAUCGUUACCAUUCGAAGUCAGAUAUCUCGCCAUCAUCCAGCUCAAGAAUGGUAUCGAAAAGUACUGGCGCAAGACUGCUGCAAAUGCUGUCUCAGCGGAAGACAGAGCAGCGAUUAGAUCUCGCCUUCUCGAAAGUGGCAUCGAAGAACACGAUCACCGUUUAGCUCUCCAAAACGCACUCGUCGUUGCAAAGGUCUCUCGAUUUGAAUAUCCGCACGAUUGUCUACUGCGAAGAUCGACAGAUUCAAAUUCUAACCCUAUUCACCUUCCUCGUACGUUGCUUAUCCUUCUUCACAUCACCAAGGAACUCUCCGCCGCUCGCCUCCAAAGGUCUAGAGUCGCUCUGCAGGCUGCCACUCCCGAGAUUGUACAAGUGCUCGGACAGAUCUAUCUCGAGAAAGUACAGUCCUGGCAGGAGACUCUCAGCAGUAGGAAUGGCGAUCAAGAAGCAUUGCAACAGACAAUGCAAUCUAGUCUGUUGCCCCAGGCCUGGCAGGAGGCUCCCACCAGCAGCAUUGGUGAUCAAAGACUGCAACAGUCGAUGCAAUCCAGUCUGUUGGCGAUCAAAACUCUGCGCAGAUUACUCGUUGCUGGCUAUGAAUUCCCGAACCGGGAGUCGGACGUGCAUCAGUUCUGGCAGCUUACCUACGCCCAAGUGGGCGCUUUCAUGAACUCCAUCUCUGCGCAAGGAGCCACACUUCCCGAAGAGCUUGGUGUGUUAUUGGAAAAGCAUCUGCUUCAAUUAUCGAAGCUGCAUCUGGAGAUGGCCAAGGCCCAUCCUGCGGCUUUCGUGCUUUUGCCAAACUCCCUUGAUCUUGUUCGCUCAUAUUGGGCCCUCAUCAAGCAGUUUGGAGAUGUUUUCGGUUCUCGUUUGACUGCUGGUGUGUCUAGUGGAGGCGAUGGCGAGCAGAAGCCAUUUCAGGAGAAGGUCUCCCUCUCUGGGCUCAAAAUCGUGCGUGCCUGUAUCAAGAUGGUGUUCAACCCCGUUCAAUCCUUCAAGUACAAGCAUCCGCAGGACAAGGUUGAGAAGGCAGAUGCAAUCGCUGCUGUCAAGGAGCACCUCCUGGCAGAUGCUUUUGUUACCGAAGUCAUGGAAGUCGUCAUCACCAAGUUCUUCGUCUUCCGACAAGGCGAGCUUCAGGUAUGGGAGGAAGAUCCGGAAGAGUGGGAGCAAAGUUUGGAGGGCGAGAGCGAAGGAUGGGAGUAUAGCGUUCGACCCUGUGCUGAGAAGUUGUUCUUGGACCUCGCUCUCAACUUCAGAAACUUAUUGACGCAACCGCUACUCAAUGUUUUCUACACCGUCGCAGCACCGGACAACGAGGAUAUCCUUUUCAAGGACUCGGUAUACACAGCAAUUGGCUUGGCUGCUGCAAUUCUGCAACAGCAUCUCGACUUCGAUUCAUUCUUAUCUAACACAAUCGUUGUCGAAGUGCAAAAACGAAAGCCCGGUUUCAACAUUCUGCGCCGUCGUAUCGCAAUCCUUUUGGGUCAGUGGAUUACCGUCAAGGUCUCUGCAGAAAAGAGACCCCUGGUUUACCAAAUCUUCCAGCAUCUGCUCGACCCGAGUGACUCCUGCAAUGACCAGGUUGUCAGGAUCACCGCCGGACGACAGCUCAAGCAGAUAGUAGACGAUUGGGAGUUCAGUCCAGAGCAGUUCUUGCCUCAUGUUCAGACGACGAUGUCACAGUUGUUGAGCCUCAUUGAGGAGGUUGAGAACAUGGAGACGAAGAUGGCGUUGCUCAACACGAUUAGUGUUCUGGUUGAGCGAUUGGAACAUCAUGUAAAAACGAUCAUCAGCAUUCUGCCCAAUCUUUGGGAACAGUCUGGAGAUGAGCAUCUCAUGAAGCAAGCAAUUCUAACCAUUCUCUCGCGUCUUGUCACUUCAAUGAAGGCUGCUUCUGUGCCCUUCCACCAUCUUGUGUUGCCCAUCAUCAGAGGUGCUGUCGAACCCGGGUCAGAUACACAGGUCUACCUGCUCGACGAUGCCUUGGAUCUCUGGGCGAACAUCCUGAUCCAGACACCUGCUCCAGCAUCGCCUGAGCUGCUGCAAUUAGCACCAUACCUCUUCUCCAUUUUUGAGCUAGGAUCGGAAAACCUCCGUACAGCUCUCGAUAUCACCUCAUCCUAUUUCCUACUUGCUCCUUCGGAGAUGCUCUCAGAUGAAAUGCGCAAGCCGCUCAUGGCAUCCCUAUCUAACCUUGUCGGCUACGUCAAGGCUGAUGCCAGUGGGACUGUGAACAAUCUCGUCGAGCUCAUCAUCAGGUCAGCAGAGCGCAUCGGCGGCGAAUCUGCCGUCAGCACCAUCGCCAGCGACCUCAUCGAUUCCGACUUCCUUCGCAAACAGCUCCGUGGUCUGCACGGUAGUUGGGUCGCACAUUGCACCACCGGCCCGCUAGCAAAAGACCCACCCGUCGACGGCAUCGUCGAGACGGACUAUUUCUCUGUCCUUGCACGUCUAGCAAUGGGAUCAGAAGAUAUAUUCCUGCAAGCAGUGCAGGCAGCCGCACCGCCCAUUCCGCUCAGUGACACCACCAAUAAGCCUUCUAUCCACGACUCGAUGAAAUGGCUGCUCGAAGAAUGGUUCAGCCACUUUGAGAACAUCGGCGACCCUUCACGUCGCAAACUCAUGUGUCUUGCCCUGACAAAACUGCUCUCUACUUCUCAGCCCUUCAUCCUCGGCUCCCUCCAAUCCCUCAUGACCCUCUGGACAGACAUGGUAACCGAGAUCCGCGAAGAGGGCGGCGCAGUCGACUCGGACACCUUGGUCUACGAUAACGCCGAUCAAUUGAGAACAACCGAGGCCGGUGUCCUUGAAGCUCCCGAGGAUGAAAGACGAAGAGAAUUGACAUUUGCGGAUCCGGUGCACAAUGUGAGGACUACUCAGUGGAUCAAGCAUUACUUGCAGAUUGCCAUUCAGGCUGCGGGUGGACAGGAGGCUUUCCAGAACGAGUGGCUGGUUAAUGUUGACAAGGAUGUUAUUGCUGCAUUUGGCGAGUUGGGCAUCAUG